Messenger RNA from Leptosia nina, 3252 nucleotides. Lineage: Eukaryota; Metazoa; Arthropoda; Insecta; Lepidoptera; Pieridae. The record is from the annotation of a GenBank genome assembly.
AUGGAAAAAGAAGCAGGUACCCAUAUAUUGAAAAGUUAUGGUAACUUUUUUAAACAACAAUACCAAGACUAUAACUCUAUGUUAAAAAGUAACAAUUCUGGUUUGAACAAAACAUUCCUCCCAAUACAAGUUGAAACACUUCCUCUAGAAUGGGUAGCUGCGACAGAACUAGUAGCGUCUGAUAAUCCUGUUAUGACGAAAAUAUUGGGUAUUUUUACUUCUCUUUGUGUUGAAGUUACAAGUCUGAAAAAGGAGGCAUUUGAAAAACACUUCCAGUUUUUGUCAAUAUAUGAUGAAUAUGAAGAUAGUGAUACAGCAAAUCAAAUAGAGUCCAUCUGUUUGCUUAACUCUUUUAUAAUUCACUGUAGUGAUGUCUUGAAUAAUAUUUUGAGUCAAGUAUUUGCUAUAUUUAAACAAGAAAUCAUAAAUAUAUAUGACGUUCAGUGGCACUUUAUAAUAAAUCACAUUGGAGAAUUAUUUACACUUGUAGUAUUAACAGAAAUAUUAAUAUCAAAAUGUUCCUUACAAACAAAAUGGAAAGCAUUUGUUAAAACUUUUAAAUCUCAUUCUUUAUUGGCAAACCCCAAUAUGAAUAAAGAUAGGCUCCUUGCUAUUAUUAGUGCUUUGGACAACAUAGACAGCAGACUUAUGUGUGAUGACAUAGUUCAAAACUUUUUGGACAAUACACUGAUUCUGAAAAAGAAAGAACUUUCUGGGAAACUUAAUCAACAAUUAUCAACAGAAUUUACCAAUUACAUUAAGCAAGCCCUGGUAAAUCUUGAAAAGCUUACACAAGAAAGGCCAAAUUAUGAAAAUAUGUACAAAUGCAUCAAAAUAAAUGCUUUGUUUGCCCUACACCACCACAUGUUUGGUAUAACUGAAAAAAAGCUGUUUAGAAGUUUAUGUGAAAUUAAUUUAAAGGGACACAGCGUCUACAUUGCAGGAAAUGCCAUUUGGUUUCCAGAGCAGUUCCUACAUAGAUAUGUUCCAUCGUUAAGUAGCCAUAAAAUGUCACAAAAUAUGUUAAAAACCCGACAAGCUUAUAUGAUGUCCAAAAAAACGAGCCUCACUAAGGAUAUUAUAACUUUACAAGGCAUUUGUUCUCAUUGGGUCCUAACAGUUGAAGAACUCUUUUCCAGUAACAAUAAACUUAGUGCGGGUGAAAUGAGUGUUCUUGCUAAAACACUUUUAGAUGGCCUUGAGUAUGCAUCCACCUUAUUCCACUCAGUGCUAUCUUUCAUAAAUUUACAUCUAUCACUUGGGAUUCCUUUGACAAAAACUUCACUGAUAUCUCUUUUUGAAUUAAUUGAUAUUUUGAAAGCCCUCAAAAAUGCCGUUUCUAGAAACCAUUAUCAAAUUCUGCAUUCUACAACAAUGAUUAUUCAGCAUUUAACAUUUCAAGCUGCCUCAUCAAUACUUGAAGUAAAAAAAACAAUAAUUGAGAAUAAGACAUUUGCUAAUAAGAGAUUGGAUGAGCUGACUUGCAUAGUUAUAGCAGAACAAGCAAUUAGAGGAGCGGCUACCAUAGAAAGAAAUAUAGCCACCAAUGUAGCAUUGAGUUUUGUCCCAGAAGCCACAUAUUUAGAUGAUACUUAUGUAAAAAUUGGCUUACUACUAGAAAAGGAACAAACACUUUUAAACUUCAUUACAUCUAUUGAUAAGUUUUGCAAUUGCUCAUGGAUGUUAUGGCACCAAAAUGUUAUGCCAAUUUACUUUCAACAAAAUUUCAGCACUCAGUUGAAUGCGUUAAAAUUGAAAUUUUUCCUAAUGGUCAUUGAUGAUUGCAUUGGUUUUUUACAAACCACUGACAUAUAUUUUCAAAAGAAGCAAUCUGAGGAAUUCAUGUGUAACAUGAAAAAUAUAAUUGAAGAGAAUAUUCUAAAGAAUUUCAGUCAGAGCAUAGAAACAAACUUGCGUUUACAUAUUCAUUCUCAUUUACAGUUGGAUGUACUAAGUCCAUUAUCAUUCGACAUAAUAAAAAAGGUGUUACUGAAUGUGGAUAUUUUAAAACUGUAUACAGUAUAUAUGAGAGUUAUACCUGCUGUUGAACAUUACUUAUCAAAAACAUAUUAUAACUUGACUACAGUUGUACUGUCUGAUUGGAAAACUUACGGUGAAAUGCGUCAAAUGGCCAACUUUAAGUUUAAUUUAAGACUUAUUCAAGAUGAUCUUCCCACGCAAAUUUUAGAGCAAGGUUUAGAUGUAUUGGAAAUAAUGAGAAAUAUACAUAUAUUUGUAUCUAAAUAUCAAUACAAUUUAAACAAUCAAAUAUUCAUUGAAAAGAGCAGCAAUAACAAACAUUUAAAUUCUAUUAAUAUUAAACAUAUAGCUAAUUCAAUUCGAACACAUGGCACUGGUAUCAUGAACACAACAGUCAAUUUUACAUAUCAAUUUCUGAAGAAUAAGUUUUUUAAAUUCUCCCAGUUUAUGUACGAUGAACAAAUCAAAUCCCGCCUGAUAAAAGAUCUAAGAAAUUUCAAAGAUAACAUUGGGGAGCAUGGAAAUACGUAUCCAUAUAGAACCGCAGAGAGAUUUAAUAAAGGCAUAAAAGUUCUUGGAUUAGCUGCCGAUGGACAAAGUUAUUUGGAUUUAUUUAGGGAUCUCAUUACUCAAAUUGGCAAUGCCAUGGGCUACGUUAGGAUGAUCAGGUCUGGAGGUCGCCAUAGCUGUGCCGAUGCUACCAGCUUCUUAUUCACCCUAUCCCCGAAGGAAUUUAAAACGCAGUGCGAAACUAAUAAUUACUCUGAAAGAACUAUCGAAACGGCGGACUACUUGGACGAUAGUAUUGAUGGCCUUAUUUCUAACUUCAGUCAAGGAACUGAAUACUUUAAACUGCUGGUUGAAGUAUUCGCUCCUGUUUUCAGAAAUCCUAAACAUGUUCAUCUCAAAAACUUUUACAUUAUAGUUCCUCCUCUUAUUUUGAACUUUGUAGAACAUAUGAUUUUAUCCAAGGACAAGAUGUCAAAGAAAAAUAAAGUGGGCGCUGGUUUUACUGACGACGGUUUCGCGAUGGGAGUCGCGUAUAUUCUUAAGUUACUAGAUCAGGACUCCAAUUUCGAAUCUCUUCAUUGGUUUGAUUCUAUUUGGAAUCAUAUUAAAAGUGAAAGAGACAUGAUCGCCGAACAGAAGAAUAAAGGCUCAGUGCAGCUUCAACAAGCUUUGGCACUUUCUGAAACGAAACUACGAACUCUUGAAGAGGAAUAUAAAUUACUUUAUUAUAGUCUGACAAGUGCGAGAAUUUUUUUUACAUAA